This is a messenger RNA of Habropoda laboriosa, 1236 nucleotides long. RefSeq names its product odorant receptor 67a-like. Gene Ontology annotation, biological process: sensory perception of smell; detection of chemical stimulus involved in sensory perception of smell. Gene Ontology annotation, cellular component: plasma membrane. NCBI's taxonomy places the organism in Eukaryota, Metazoa, Arthropoda, Insecta, Hymenoptera, Apidae. Bases 1 to 1236 code for a protein of 411 amino acids. Gene Ontology annotation, molecular function: odorant binding; olfactory receptor activity. The transcript is spliced from 5 exons. The record is from RefSeq and is a predicted model, not a curated record.
AUGGCACUGGUCACUUCUUCAACCGAUUCGACGUGGGACACGGAUUGGAUGUACAGCGUACAGAUGAACCGUUGGUUUCUCAAACCGAUUGGCGUAUGGCCUCUCAGUCUCUGCGUGACCACCUUGGAAAAGAUCAGUUCCGUGGUCCUCGCGUUAAUCAGUUGUUUCCUGAUAGGUUUCCUCUUGGUACCGUGCGCUCUGUGCACAGUGCUCGACAAAACCGGCGAUCUCGACACGAAGAUCAAAAUGAUCGGUCCUCUGAGUUUCUGCAUGAUGGCAGCGAUCAAGUAUUACAUUCUAAUUUCGCGCGGCGGCAAGAUCGGCCAAUGCGUGAAGGACAUUCGUGCGGACUGGUCUCUCACGCUUUCGCAUAGUCAAGAAGAGGAGAGAGAGAUCAUGAGGGACAGCGCUAGAAUUGGACGAUCUUUGGCGAUCUUCUGCGCCGGUUUCAUGUAUUCCGGAGGAUUUUUCUACACCACGGUGAUGCCGUUGUGCACAGUACGCACGGAGAUCAUCGACAACGAGACCGUGAGAUCUCAAGCGUUCCCGAUCUAUCGCGGCCUUCUCGAUCCGCGUACCAGCCCGUCGUUCGAGAUCGUGCAAUUCAUGCAAUGCUUGGCCGCGUUCGUUAUAUACUCGGUCACUGUUGGAGCUUGCAGCUUGGCUGCUGUGUUCGUCAUGCACGUCUGUGGACAAUUUAGGAUACUUGUGACAAAGCUGGAUAAGCUCGUCGACGGAGUGAAAGGGAGGAAGGGGUUGAGCACGCAUGAACAACGACUGGGAGAUAUCAUCGAGCAUCAUCUGAAGAUACUGGGUUUUAUAUCGCAAAUCGAGGGGCUCCUAAACGAAAUAUGUUUCGUCGAGGUGAUUGGUUGCACGUUGAACAUAUGCUUUUUGGGAUAUUAUUUACUGACGGAAUGGGAGCAAAGUGAAACUAUAGGAACGAUCACGUAUUGCACGUUGCUGGUAUCUUUCACGUUCAACGUUUUCAUACUCUGUUACAUCGGUGAAAUUCUCUCCGAACAGUGCUUAAAAGUCGGCUUGUCAACUUACAUGAUCGACUGGUAUCGUUUGCCAGGAAAAACAGCUCAAGGUUUGAUACUGAUAUUCGCCGUGUCGAAUUCUUCCAUAAAAUUAACAGCUGGAAAGAUCAUCGAUCUCUCUUUAAGCAGCUUCUGCAGCGUGUUGAAAUCGGCAUUCGCAUAUCUGAGCUUAUUACGUACGCUAACCACAUGA